Lingula anatina is the source of this 816-nucleotide messenger RNA. Its product is annotated as matrilin-3. The record is from RefSeq and is a predicted model, not a curated record. NCBI's taxonomy places the organism in Eukaryota, Metazoa, Brachiopoda, Lingulata, Lingulida, Lingulidae.
AUGUCACCUGUAGAAGCGUGUAAAAACAAGGACAUAGCAUUCCUGUUAGAUGUUACUGGCUCUCCAGAUGAUGCACCAAAGAUCCAACGGUUCUUGGCCUAUUUGGUCAACGAUUCAUUCGUAAUUGGACCUAGUGACGUCAAUAUCGCUAUUAUUUCUUUCAAACCGGAAAUAAAUGGCCAUGUGACACUGGACAAAGGGGACAUAUUUCCCGACGUAUCGGCAGCAAUCCUCACUGUGAACGUACACAAUGGGACAUCUUUCGAAAGCCAAACGUAUAACGCGUUGGACUUGGCCAAAACCGUUUUUCUUAGUCCUAAGCAUGUUCAAGGAGGAAGAAUAAAUGCAAGUAAAAUCGCUGUCGUCCUAACUACGGGACUGAACGACAAAUUCUGCACUACUGUACAAAAGGCGCUGGCGGCAAAGCAACAGGGUAUUGAAGUGUAUGCGAUAGGGGUCGGCAACAAGACAAGCCAACUUCUAGAACUGAAAGCGAUUGUUAGCCCACCUGCGUAUACCCAUGCUUUCCAUGUAGAAGCGUUUGAUGAGCUGGGCGAGCUGGCAGAGGACUUCUCUAAAGCACUUUGUUCAGUUACAAACAACAUGACGUCACCAGAAGACGACGGCUGGUACAGGCAUUACCAGACAACUUGCCUGAAUGUAACCAGCUCAUCGCCGCAAUCUGGUGUGACUGUGAUUGCAUUAUUGUGGCUUGCUGCCAUAAUUGGUUUCUUGUGUUGUAUGAAGAAAAAAUCGAGACGGGUGCGAGCUGAAGAUGUUCAAGUUGAUAAGUCAGCAGAAAAAGAAAACGGGUAG